Molecule: messenger RNA, 1152 nt
Organism: Dentiscutata erythropus
Lineage: Eukaryota; Fungi; Glomeromycota; Glomeromycetes; Diversisporales; Gigasporaceae
Source: the annotation of a GenBank genome assembly
AUGAGAAAAGAAUUUAUUAAACCAUCAAAAGAAUUUAAGAAUGCAGUAGAUAGAGCCAUUAAAGGAACAGACCCUUAUUUAAAGUUGAAGAACGUCUUUGCAAUUUUUGGAAACUUCAUUGCUCAACGAGUUAUAUUAGGCCAUAAGCUAUUCAAUUACGCUGAAAUAGAUUAUGCUAAAAUAGAUAAAAUUAAAGAAGAUAAAAUAGAAUGGACAACUAUUGAUAAUUUCAGAAAAAUCUCAAAAAGUUUAGAAGUCAUGACGGUGCAUAUUAAUAAAAAUGAUGGUUUUCUAACUCCCAAAGGCCAAAUGAUUGGACGAGAUAAAUUUGAUAGUUGGAUUGAGUCUUGCUAUAAAAAUCAUGCUAAUUUACAAGCUGUUGGUUACGGAGAUUUAGUUGCAAUUUAUGAAAUUUUUGAAGAACCUAUUUGCAGUAGGAUUAAGUCAAUUCUUAAAACUCAUGAGCACAAAUAUUCUUUGUUAAAAACUUUAGGAUCAAUUGAAGAUGACAUGUUCAGAACACAUCAUUCUUUGUUAAAAAAUACAUAUCCAAAAUACCUGAAAUUGUCAGAUAUCAAACAAGAAAUACUCAUGACCGAUAGUGUGCAAGUUGAUUCAUCUGUAAUAUAUUAUCGUAUUAGGUUUAAAAAUAAAUUAAAAAGCAACGAUUAUCAGCUUUAUGGAAGUAUUACAUCAAUAUUUGGAGAACAAAUUAACGAAAAAGUUAUUAAGUUUAAAGCGACAAAUGUCUUCGGUUUUACUGUGAUAAUCAAAACUAUUGGUAAAAAUCAAAACUUUAUUAUUUUAAGAGCUGGCUCUCAAGAGAUUACGCUAAAUCAAGAGGAUAAUUGUGUUAUUUCUCUACCUAUGCUACCAAAACUUCCUAUAAAUUCUGUGUUUGCUCAUACAUUUAAAUAUCCAUCAUCAAACAGUGAUUUGUCACUCUUAGCACAUAUUAAAUUUUAUGAUAUCACAAUCGGGCAGUUUAUUUUUGAGGAAGAUCUUAAUAGAACUAUUAGAAUGAUAAAAAAAGAGCCAUCGGCAAAAACUCAUGUAUUACGAGAGUUACAGGAAGAACAAGAUACCGACCAAGAUGAUGAUAAAGCAGAUUUGGCUAAAAAACAUGGAGAGUUACUAGAAGAAACAAAGUAG